This is a messenger RNA of Chenopodium quinoa (quinoa), 695 nucleotides long. Its product is annotated as heavy metal-associated isoprenylated plant protein 21-like. Bases 145 to 597 code for a protein of 150 amino acids. The record is from RefSeq and is a predicted model, not a curated record. The transcript has 3 exons. Gene Ontology annotation, molecular function: metal ion binding. Lineage: Eukaryota; Viridiplantae; Streptophyta; Magnoliopsida; Caryophyllales; Amaranthaceae.
UUAUUAUGCUAGGCUGCUAGUUGAAUCAAAUCCAAAAAACAGGUCAAACAGAAUUACAACUUGCAAACUAGUUUAGCUCCUGAUCAUUUUCUCUGAAUCUGCAUUGGCAUCAGUAAGAGAAGCGCGACAUAUUGAAAGAAAGACAUGGGGUUCUUAAAUCAUAUCUUGGACUUUUUCGAUGCUUCGAUCCCUAGACAUAAGAAACGUAAGCCAAUGCAGACUGUUGAGAUCAAGGUGAAAAUGGACUGUGAUGGUUGUGAAAGAAGAGUCAGAAACUCUGUCAUUCAUAUCAAAGGAGUGAAAUCCGUGGAUGUGAACCGGAAGCUGAGCAAAGUAACAGUAACCGGAAACGUAGAGCCGAAUAGGGUGUUAAACAAAGUGAAGAGCACAGGGAAGAGAGCAGAGUUUUGGCCAUAUGUUCCAUACACUAUGGUAGCAUACCCUUAUGCAGCUCAAGCUUAUGACAAGAAAGCACCCUCAGGUUAUGUCAAGAAUGCACCUCAAGCAUAUGCUGGUAACAAUAAUGAUGGCCCCCAUGAGAAAUACACUCAAAUAUUUAGUGAUGAUAACCCUAAUGCUUCUUGUUCCAUCAUGUAAUAUCGAUCAAUCAAUCAUUUGACUUGGGUUGUAAGAUUUUGACACUUUUAGAUGAAAGAAGUUUUUAUAUGUUCAUCUAAUAAAGAAUGUUUUUUUUU